GUUUUUCUUUCUUUUCUUUCUACACAGGCCUAAACAAAACUAACCCAUAUCUUUACACGAAUAUAGUCACAAUUACGUCUCCAAGUUAACCUAUGAAAUUUCGCGUAUGACUUGAAGCUUUUUAGCUAAUACUCGAGAAAGCCGCAUACCCGUUUGCUUCCACCGAGGGUUUAUCCUUUAGGAUAUAAGCAAAUGACAAGAGAGAUAGUCCACAUCUUCUCUAUAUCUUGUUGAUUAAGUUUGAGACUCGACAGCAUAUAUUACGCGAUUGUGGGAUUCCAUAUCAACACAUGCCUUCAUACUUCAAAAAGCCAUCUUGGGCAAGCCGAGGAGCCGAAAAUGGAGACUUGGAAUUUUACCGCCGUGCUGGUCAAACUUAUGAAGACAUCGUUGCUACUAAAACAAAUGCGCGUGAAAGACAUGCAAGCUCCUCCCUGGGCAAUCCACACAAACGGCAACGUCUUCGAAGUUCUUCAAAUGAUGGGAAUAUUAAUGACCCUCAGCACAAUACAAGAAGUGUCAAGACUACGGCACCCAAACCUCGUGUUUCCAAUGAUUUAUCGAUCACGGACACGAAAUUUUCCAUAUCCCCAAGACUCCAAAACUCACCGGAGAGCAAAUUACCAGAAUUACGAGCAGAACUUACAUCCAUGCGUUCUGAUACCACCGGCAAUGCGAACGUGGAUACGCAUCCCAAAAACUGUUCGGUUGACAUAGCGGUACCGACAGAUACAGGCGCAUCGCGUGAUGUCCGGAGUACUGCUUAUGACAACACGGUGGUACAGAUUCUCAUUACUUCAAAGAUCCCCAAGACGAGACCUCUCAUUAUUCAUCGAAAAAUGUCACAAUCUCUAAAAGGAGUACGCCUUGCAUGGUGUGCGCAUCAAAACUUACCGCAAGAGCUUCACUCGAGUAUCGUUUUGGCAUGGAAAGGGAGAAGACUCUUUGAUGUCACAACCUGUAGAAGUUUGAAUAUUAGGAUUCACAAUGCCUUGACCAAAGAGCUACUGCCGUUCGAGAACUGCUUCAGUGAUGCAGAUGACUGUCGAAUCCACAUGGAAGCUGUUACUGAACAAACGUUCGCGGAUGGGGAUCGAUCGUCCCUGAACAUAGCCAGGUUUGAUACAACGCCCCCUGCGUCGACGGAGUCUCGAGGCACGGAUAAGUAUAUUCAAAGUGAGAUCACCCUCAAGUGCCCAGAAUUUGAUGAAUACAAGAUUCGUAUUUCAUUGGCGACAGACGUCUCUCAGGUCGUUAGCGCUUUCCGUGAAGCCCGAAACAUACCCACUGAGCUGACAAUAUACCUUACAUUUGAUGGUGAUCGCCUGGACCCCCAGUGUUGCCUGGCGGACUAUGACAUUGCCGACGGGGAUUUGGUGGAUGUUCUAGUAAAGAAGGAAAUGUGACGUAGUUCAAAAACAGACAGGAAAGUUUUGACUGGUGCUAGCUAUCUAAUCAAGACUACGGGACCACGAGCCUGUUAGUAACAAUAAUGGAUGGUCUUCGGAUAGCCCAACAUAUGCUGGACAUAUUUAUGAAUUCUUGUACCACCUUACACAAAUAUCGCAUGCUAAUGCCUGAUAAAUAUUGAAACAUAACGGCGUACUUGUUUCCCAGUCGAAGCUACAAAUUAAUGGCGAAGCCAUGGCUUCCUGGUGGUGUAAAUAGGUA
Messenger RNA from Aspergillus versicolor CBS 583.65, 1671 nucleotides. Its product is annotated as small ubiquitin-related modifier domain-containing protein. The coding region runs from base 291 to 1406 and encodes 371 amino acids. The record is from RefSeq and is a predicted model, not a curated record. Lineage: Eukaryota; Fungi; Ascomycota; Eurotiomycetes; Eurotiales; Aspergillaceae. The transcript is spliced from 2 exons. Gene Ontology annotation, molecular function: protein binding.